Messenger RNA from Xenopus tropicalis (tropical clawed frog), 2014 nucleotides. It is a transcript of the gene rgs4, whose product is annotated as regulator of G-protein signaling 4. NCBI's taxonomy places the organism in Eukaryota, Metazoa, Chordata, Amphibia, Anura, Pipidae. The record is from RefSeq and is marked validated.
UGGCUGUUCCCUGCAUCUGAGUGUUGCUCUUUGAGGCUAUAAAAAGAUGAGAGGAUGGGAAGCAGCAGCAGCCGAGCAGUGACAAGCUGGACAGACAGAUCCAGCGAGACAGACAUACGACAGAGAUCUAACAGCAGCAGAGUCUGGGAACCUGAUCUUACUUCAAGGAUGUGCAAGGGACUAGCUGGAGUGACCGCUUUCCCUGCCACCUGUCUGAAAAGUGCUAAAGAUAUCAAGCACCGCUUGGGAUUCCUGCUGCAGAAAGCAGAUGGGUGUGAACACAGCCCAUGUGUAAAGAAAGACAAACCUGGUAGCCAGAGGCUGAGACAAGAUGAAGUUAAGAAAUGGGCUGAAUCUUUGGAGAACCUGAUAAACAAUGAAUGUGGUUUGGCAGCUUUUCGGGCCUUCCUUCAAUCAGAAUACAGUGAGGAAAACAUUGAUUUUUGGUUAGCCUGCGAGAAUUACAAAAAAGUCAAGACCCCAGAAAAGUUACUUGAGAAAGCUCAGAAGAUCUAUGAAGACUUCAUCUCAGUGGAGGCCACAAGAGAAGUUAAUCUGGACUCAGCCACACGUGAGGAGACAAGCAAUAAUAUCAUACAACCCACACAUUCUACCUUUGACGAGGCCCAGCACAGGAUAUUUAUCUUGAUGGAGAAGGAUUCCUACCGACGCUUCCUCAAGUCAAAAUUCUACCUUGAUCUUGUACUGAGCAGCAGUGGGGCAAGCACCAAGAAGAUGAAAGUUCUCACCACAGACAGUAACCCCUUCAUCCCGCAGUGUGCUUGAUACACAAGACACUACUGUGCUCUAAGAACUUAGCAUCUAUGUGCUCCUAUUUAUACUGUACGAUGGCUCAGAAGUGGUGUCGAGCCAGCUCCUCAUAUUUAUUACAUAUGUGUGUGAGUGUUGCAUGCAUUUCAUGUCAUAUUGGGGUGAGCUGGAAAAAUCGCAUAGACCUAUGGGUUUUUGUUGCAGGAUUAUGACUCACUGGAGAGCUGGGAAUGCAGAUUCCACACAACACUCUCAGGCAUUAUUUGUAGGUGGCUUUGCACUGAAUCCUUUAAGUUACCUUUGUUAUACCAGUAUUCCCAAGAAUGGUGCCCAUUUUAUUUUGCACUGACCAGGUUAGUUUAUCAUCCUGAAAACUAGCCUUUCACAUACUCUCACAACACAGUGUCAAUAAUUCCCCUGUGGUAGUGAAGCAUAGAUUGUAUACUAUAUGCUUGUGCCACUAUACAUUCUAAACAGGGACAUUUUGCACCUCGGCACCCACAAGGCUUCAUGUUUAUUGGGCGUAUUGAGGAAGACUACUGGUUAAGGCAGACAAUUCUGCUCAUCAGUUACACACUAUUAGAUUAGUAAGAGCUGUUCUCUUAGACAAAGCUCUCUGUGACUUAACAAUUAUUAUUUUUUUAACAAAUAUAUUGUUGUCCUCUCCUUUUUAACUUAUGUUUGUAAGAAAAAAAUAAUUGCCGAAGGCUCUCCUUGAUCAAAACCUUGUUUUCUGAACAACAGAGAGAACUGGAUAUGGAUUGAGGAAAGUGGAAAUAUUUUGUGUGAGACUUGCUGCUGAAGGUGCAAUCCUUUCAUUUUCUUUAAACAAGCAUGGAUUUGCCUGGGUACUAUUUAACUUGUGCAUGCUUGUAGUAAAUUGUCUGUGAAACCAAAUAAAUAUGUAAUACAAACCAAAUAUUGUUACUGUGUAUGGUUACCUAGAACAGGCACUGUGAAUCAGCACCAUACAUUCCACCAGCAGAAAUUACUUAAUGCUACAAACUGGGGCAUUGUACUGACUUCAUACAUAACCAAUGCAAACAUGAUAAUAUAAUGUAAAUCUAUACAAAGCAAGUCAUUUCAAAGAAUGAACUGUUUGAAUCGACCCCUUUGCUUUGCAAUGCUUUAGUUAUUUUUCACUGACUAAUGGCCAGCAGAGACACUGCUCUUGGCAUGCACAAAAUGUUAGUUUAGCAGUGAUUGUAUCUAACUCAUAUUAAACAUUAAUGCUACAGUCUGA